Fusarium vanettenii 77-13-4 is the source of this 1446-nucleotide messenger RNA. RefSeq lists its product as uncharacterized. The coding region runs from base 1 to 1446 and encodes 481 amino acids. Gene Ontology annotation, molecular function: protein-arginine omega-N symmetric methyltransferase activity. NCBI's taxonomy places the organism in Eukaryota, Fungi, Ascomycota, Sordariomycetes, Hypocreales, Nectriaceae. Gene Ontology annotation, cellular component: mitochondrion. The record is from RefSeq and is a predicted model, not a curated record. The transcript is spliced from 3 exons.
AUGGACUCACCCAUUGUGGCCCAGCUCUUCCGCCAGCUCUUCCGGCACCGUCCCCGGGGCUGCAAGGGAAACCUCCCCCGUCUGCCCAAUGGCAUCCGACCCGGCCCCGGCCGUGCUGCCGCGCACCAGACUCGGAUGUACGUCGCCGGCCGUCCCUCGAGCGAUCGCGGCAUGAAGAAGAAUGAGAGUCGAUGGCAGCAGCGAACGCAUAUUCUUCCUCAGGAUCGGUCUGCCGAGUUUGCAGAGUAUCCGUAUAUAUCGCUGGCAGAGCUCAAGCAGCGCAAGGAGAGGCCCCGCAAGGCCGUCAUCUUCAGCCCUGGUGAGCCUUUUGACUUUGGCUCCAUGCGCGACGAGAUCGAGUUCCAGUCGGAGCUUGGUCGGCGGUACACCGAGUUCGAAGACAUUCUCGAUGAUCGUGAGGGUGAUAAUCCGACACGGCAGCUUUGGCAUACACCUACCGAGCUCUUCCGCCCUUACUAUGGCGAGGCCAUUGCCCGAUACCUCGUCUCCAACUACCGACUCACCACCUACCCCUACCACGAUCUCCUCAUCUACGAGAUGGGUGCCGGCCGCGGCACCCUCAUGCUCAACAUCCUCGACUACAUCCGCGAAGUCGACCCUCAGGUCUACGCCCGAACAAAGUUCAACAUCAUCGAGAUCUCAAGCUCCCUGGCCGCCCUGCAGAACCGACACCUUCUCUCCACGGCGGCGUCCCGGGGCCAUGCCGACAAGGUUGAGAUCGUUAAUCGCUCCAUCUUUGAUUGGGAUCAGUACGUGCCCUCGCCGUGCUUCUUCCUCGCCAUGGAGGUCUUUGAUAACUUCUCCCAUGACGGCAUCCGCUACGACGUCGCCACCGAGGAGCCUCUCCAGGGUCACGUCCUCAUUGAUGGCGAUGGCGACUUUUACGAGUUCUAUGUUCAUGAGCUCGACCCCGUCGCUGCCCGGUACUUUCGUGUUCGUCAUGCUGCCACUGGCGGCGACUACCCCAAACCUUAUCCGACCAACGCUGCUCUGCGAUACCUUUCAACAAAGGUCCCCUUCGCGGCCAAUCUCUCAGACCCCGAGUUCAUCCCCACUCGCCUCAUGCAGUUCUUUGAUGUCCUGGAAAAGUACUUUCCCGCACAUCGGCUCGUCACCUCUGACUUUGACUGGCUUCCCCAAGCUGUCAAGGGAAUGAACGCCCCCGUUGUCCAGACUCGGUAUAAGCGGCGUAUGGUGCCCGUGACGACGCCUCUGGUCCACCAAGGCUACUUUGAUAUCCUCUUCCCCACCGACUUCCGGAUCACAGAGGCCAUCUACCGAGCCAUCACGGGAAAGCUCACGCGCGUCAUGUCCCACGGCGACUUUAUGCGCAAGUGGGCGUACGUCGAGGACACCGAGACUCGCAGCGGGGAGAACCCCUUAUUGUCACAUUACAGCAAUGCCAGCGUUCUUGUGACUGUGUAA